Messenger RNA from Acanthocheilonema viteae, 2379 nucleotides. Lineage: Eukaryota; Metazoa; Nematoda; Chromadorea; Rhabditida; Onchocercidae. The record is from the annotation of a GenBank genome assembly.
AUGGGUAGUCGAAAAGGGAUAUCUCCGAGGAAUUCUCCAUCUCCUCAAAUGACCAAGAUAGUCAAGAAAAAUGAAUCGACAGAUUUUACUAUGGGCAAAAUACUUAUUACUAUUGCUGUUGUUAUUAUUGUUCUUGCUGUUGGUACCCAGUAUGUAUAUAUCAAUUAUUAUUAUCUCCCAAAUCAAAUUUCCACAAAAUCUAAGCUUCCCACUAUUAGUACUAAGCUUGAUCCGCAAAUAUGGGGCACUUAUCGGUCUCAUUUAUAUUUUGGACUUCGAGCUCGAUACGAAACGUCACCACUUUUUGGAAUGAUGUGGUAUCAGCAACCAAAGACCGAGGGUCAAUUACCGCGAAUACGGCACUGGUGUGAGCAGGGCAAUGGGGUAUCAAAAUAUGCAUGGAAAUUAGCAGAUGGACAUUCAUUCGGGCUGCAAACAAUUUACGAUGAACCGUUAGAGAUUUUCACGGACUGGGUAAACGAUGGCCCCUUAUGGACAGCACGUGUAAUCACCACGUCAAAUGUGGAUUCUAAUUUUGCCGUUUUAUUCUAUUUUGCUACGCAGGAUGACAAUUCUAAACUGCAUGCGUUUUAUCGACAUGGUGAAUUGGAUUAUUUUACGGGAGAGUCGGAUGUGCUCGGAAAUUUUACUGUUAAUAUAGACACAACAGUAGAUCUUGCUUCAAGAUCUUUUCUUGCAUUGAAAACAAAGGAAUUUUCGGACAUUAGUAUUGUGGAGGGUAUAAUUUUGUCCUCUACCUUAGUUGAUCGCUCUCGACAAUUGCGCCUUCCUAGUGCUUUUGUUCCUGAGGGUAGUGUACCCGAAAGCGAACCUCGCCUUAUUGUACUUCAAAUAAAUGUAGCAUCUAAUUCAUCCACGGAAAUCUCGUUUUCCGUAGGCGAAAAAAAACCCAUAAAAGGCGACGACUUUUCAAAGUUGUUAGAGCAAAGAACUAAAGAAUUCAAUAACAAAUUUGAAGCGGUAUACGGUUUGUCAGCUAAGGGAUAUCCGGAUUUCUACCAGGAACUUGGAAGAGUUGCGUUGUCAAACAUGUUAGGCACAAUCGGCUUUGCACAUGGAUCAAAUCGUGUACAAAGCAGCUACUCAUCAAAACAAUCAUUCUAUGGCCCUCACUCGUUGUUAUCAACCUGUCCAUCACGUUCCGUAUUUCCUCGUGGAUUCUUAUGGGAUGAAGGAUUCCAUCAACUGCUUCUCAUGAAAUUUAAUCCUGAUUUAUCUUUAAAAAUAAUUGCGUCUUGGUUGGAUACAAUGAAUGUUGAUGGAUGGAUACCAAGAGAAAUGAUACUCGGGAAAGAAGCAGAAUUGCGUGUACCUGCCGAGUUUAUCGUUCAACGAGAUAGCAUAGCAAAUCCACCAAUGCUUUUCUAUUUAAUUGAAAAAUAUUUGGAUCACAGUUAUCAGGAAGAAGUGGUGAAGAAAUUUUAUCCUCGAUUGAGUGUUUGGCAUAAGUGGUUGAAUUCCACGCAAGUGGGGAAAAAGGCUGGCACAUAUCGUUGGCGAGGCAGGAAUGCGACAACGGAUAACGAGCUGAAUCCACGGACACUACCAAGUGGUCUCGACGACUACCCACGUGCAACACAUCCUACUGAUGAAGAAUAUCACGUUGACUUGUGCUGUUGGAUGGCGCUUUCAGCUCGAGUACUUUCAAAGCUUGCCAAACUCGCUGGAGACUCGCAGAACGAAGAGAAGUAUUUAGCUGACUAUAACUACCUUACAGAUUUGAAUCGUUUUGACAAUCUUUAUUGGAGCAAGACAAAGCAAAGAUACUGUGAUUACGGACUCCAUAGCAACAACGUAAAAUUGGAGAGAAAAUUUGAUAGCAAGAAGCUGAAGGGAGAUAAUGUAGCCAAUAUACCAAUGAAACGCGUGACGAAAACUUCACCAAAAUUACAACUAGUUGAAGAUGCCUUUGGAUACAUUUCACUCUUUCCCGUGUUGCUCAAACUUCUUCCUCAUAACUCUGAUAAAUUACGAAUUAUUCUUGAAAAUAUUAAAUCGGAGGGGUUAUGGACUGAUUUUGGUUUACGAUCAAUUGCACCAUCUUCACCAUACUACAAAGCUCAUAACACGGAACAUGAUCCUCCUUAUUGGCGCGGCAGUAUUUGGAUUAACAUUAAUUACUUGAUGCUUUCUGCAUUGAAGCACUAUUCCGCAGUCGAGGGAUCCAAUCGUGAAUUGGCAUUUGGUGUUUAUUCUGAUCUACGAAACAAUUUGAUUACCAAUGUUGCGCGGGAAUUUCGAAGGACAGGGUUUUUGUGGGAGAAUUAUAACGAUGAAACGGGUCAAGGACAGGGUGCUCAUCCAUUCACUGGAUGGUCUUCACUUGUGCUUUCAAUCAUGGCCGAGCAGUACGAUUAG